CCGGUUGAGCAAGAAAACGUGGAACCGUAACAAUGAGAGUAUAAUUACCUUUUCGGUUCUGCAGAUACAAGUUUGGUGUAGAGAAAAUGAAAAUCGCGAAAACAAUAACUCUUGUUCUACUAAUAUCGUUCCUUUCAGUUUUUCACUUCUCAAACGCUGAAGAAGAACCUUUUGAUGUUCGCAAACAUCUCUCUACUGUCUCCAGAUACGGUGUUGUGAAAGACAUUACUGACAAGAACUUCAUUCCUUCUAAAAUUCCUGAAGGAUGCACUCCAAUACAUUUAAACCUAGUGGCAAGGCAUGGGACCCGUUCUCCAACGAAGAAAAGAAUAAAGCAGUUGGACGAUUUGUCGGGCCAUCUGGAAGUUCUUGUAAGGGAUGCGAAAGAGAGACAUUUGUCUUCGGAGAAAGUUCCGUCGUGGAUAAAUGGAUGGAAAUCUCCAUGGCAAGGAAAGCUUAAGGGGGGAGAGUUGGUUAGAUUAGGAGAGGAGGAAUUAUAUGCUCUUGGAAUCAGGAUUCGAGAUAGGUUUCCUAGUUUGUUUGAUGAGGAUUACCAUCCGGACAUAUAUCCUAUAAAGGCAACUCAGAUUCCCCGAGCAUCAGCUAGUGCUGUGGCAUUUGGAAUGGGUCUUUUCAGUGGCAAUGGAACUCUUGGACUUGGGCAGCACAGAGCUUUUUCUGUUAUAAGUGAAAACCGUGCUAGUGACACUAUGCUGAGAUUUCAUGAAUGUUGUCAUAACUACAAGGAUUUCAGGAAAAAGCAGGAGCCUGCAGUUGAUAAACUUAAGGAACCUAUCUUGGAUGAGAUUACAUCUGCAUUAGUUGGGCGUUAUGGGCUGAAUUUUACAAGACAGCUUACAGCAUCUCUCUGGUUCUUAUGUAAAGAGGAAGCAUCCUUGUUGGAUAUAACUGAUCAAGCUUGUAGUCUUUUCAGCCCAUCUGAGAUUACAUUGCUGGAGUGGACAGAUGACUUGGAAAUGUAUAUUCUAAAGGGUUAUGGUAAAUCAAUAAAUUAUAGAAUGGGGAUGCCACUACUUGAAGAUGUUGUUCAAUCCAUGGAGCAAGCUAUCUUAGCUAAAGAAGAAAAACACGUGCCUGGCAGCUUUGAAAAGGCAAGACUUCGGUUUGCACAUGCAGAAACCAUAGUCCCAUUCUCAUGCCUGCUUGGUUUAUUUCUUGAAGGGUCUGAGUUUGACAAAAUCCAGAAGGAAACACCUUUGGCGUUUCCUCCAAAGCCUCCACAGAAAAGAAAAUGGAGGGGUAGCACCGUGGCUCCUUUUGCUGGUAACAACAUGCUAGUCCUGUAUAGUUGUCCUGCGCCCGACAGAGCUAGAAGCAAGCACUUUGUGCAAGUGUUGCACAAUGAACACCCCAUUCCAAUGCCGGGUUGUCAUGGUUCUGAUUUCUGUCCAUUUGAAGUAUUCAAGGAAAAAAUAGUUGCUCCUCAUCGGAAGCAUGACUAUGAUACUGUCUGUAAUGCAAAGCUAGAGCCGAAGCCCUCGGGCAGCAAGAUAUUCCAAAUACUUCAGUGGCCUUUUCAACUAGGGAAAGGUGACAAGUACCCCAAAGAUGAAUUUUAGUUUGUUUUCUGGAAAGGAGCCCGAGUUCAAUUCUGACGUUCUUUUUUUGGCCGUUCCACUUAACAAAUUGUAGGCUAAGCCCCACUUCCUUCUAGCAGAGAACAUCGAUUUGAAUGCCAGUACAAGAAUGCCUUUGCUAUCUUAAGCUUGGUGUUCAAGCCACCCUCUUCUAUUUUCUGUAGCUUGUAACACUGGAGAGUUCUGGUCAUGGAAAGAAGAGUUCUAGAUAUCAGUUUCCCUUUUACCGUUAGAGUUUUAAUCUCAGCACUUUACACAUAUGAUGUAGGUCGAUGUUUCAUGUAUCUCACAUUUGCCGUUUCAUAUGAAUUUCAGUAUUUUUCUUUUGGUAUAGUAGAUACUUAAGCAGUGAUCUUUUGAUUUCUUGUAAUGACCCAGCUUUUGUGUAUGUUGAAAUGAUUGUGUAGCAGUUUUAGAUGAAUGAUGAUAUUAUGAUCUAACGAGAAA
This is a messenger RNA of Vicia villosa (hairy vetch), 2045 nucleotides long. RefSeq lists its product as uncharacterized. Gene Ontology annotation, molecular function: acid phosphatase activity; inositol phosphate phosphatase activity. NCBI's taxonomy places the organism in Eukaryota, Viridiplantae, Streptophyta, Magnoliopsida, Fabales, Fabaceae. The record is from RefSeq and is a predicted model, not a curated record. The coding region runs from base 87 to 1580 and encodes 497 amino acids. The transcript has 11 exons.